CUUGUUGUCAAGUAUGGAGUCGUAUAAUAUUCUAGAAAGCCUGGGAAAAGGGGCUCAGGGGAGUGUUUAUUUGGCAGAAUGUAAAGAUGAACCUGGAUCAAAAUAUGUUUUGAAGAAGAUUGAAUGCCAUGAUGAGAGUGAAGCUAACGAGGCCUAUAGAGAGGCAUUAGAACUACAGAAAUUACAUCAUCCUUAUAUUUGUUCUUAUAAAGAUUUCUACGUCACCUGGGAUAAAUCAACGUCGUCAAUGUUUCUAUGUAUCGUGAUGCAGUAUUAUCUAAACAGUGAUUUACAGACAGUCAUUAAAUCUUAUCAAGAUAAAAAAGACAAGAUUGAAGAAUCUACGGUUAAAAAAUACCUGGGAGAAAUUAUUGAAGCGUUGAUUUUUGUUCAUAAGAAGGGAGUCAUUCACAGAGAUUUAAAACCCAGUAAUAUUUUCCUACAAGACAAUCAGACUCUAUGUUUAGCUGAUUUUGGUGUAGCAACUGUUAUGGCUGAUGCUUGUACUAAUACCAGAAACACACUUUGUGAGAAAAGUGAUAUUUGGGCAGUGGGUUGUAUUUUAUUUGAGCUCUGUACAACCUUUCUUUAUGAUGAAAAUCAAGUGAAGGAAAAGUUAAAAGAAAUAAAAGAGAGCCCGUUAGUUUUAGAAGAUGUUUUUGAAGAAAUAGCUGAAUGUUUUUCGGGAGAUUUGAUUCGGUUAAUUCGAGAAAUGUUGAAACAUUCCCAUGAAAAACGUAAAACUACCAUAGAAUUGUUAGAGAAUAGUUAUAUUAAACAAUGUCUAGAACUCAGUGAUAUCUAUAUGAUAGAUAAAAAGAGACGACAGGAAGAAUCAGGCAGUACUGUUUCUGCCUUGUCACAAGAAUCUCAAGGUUUGCUCUCGAUACUGGAACAUAUUGCUAAAUCUAUUGAUCACGAGGUACAAGUUCGUGAUGGUUUACAGCAGCUUAUUGGUCUAACAGAUAAAGAUACUGGUGUUCUAUUGGAUGAUAGAAGUAAAAAAUUGGUUGCCAUGGCAAUGAAAAAUAAUAUCAAUGAUAAAGACAUUCAGAUUGCUGGAUGUUCCGUGUUGAAUAAUCUCGUUCUUAAAGCUGAGGGAGAAGACAUUUUAUUUUCAUCAGAAAUUAUCUCAGUUAUAUCUUUUGCUAUGAAGCAACAUAUUAAUUGUGAAGAACUACAACAGAAAGCAGUAACUUUAUUGAUGUCCAUGUCUGCAAAUGCCACGGCGUCUGAAGUAAUGGGUGAAGUAGGAUGUAUUAAUAAUAUUUUAUCAGCUGUAACAACUUUCCCUGACAAUACAGACCUUGUAUCUACGUGUUGUAGUGUUUUAUGGUAUUUAGCAGUUGAUGAAAAUAACCUUCAGAUCUGUUCCAAUCAACAAGCGUUAAAACAAGUCUGUAAGAGUUUAGAAAAACACAUCUCAUCUCCUGACGUCUGUGAAUCAGCUGCAGCGGCCAUUAUCUCACUGUCACUUGAUGAUGCUGUCUUAGAUUAUGUAAAUGAGAUAGAUUGUGUCGGCCAUCUUAUACGAGCAAUAUCAACGCACGUCCGUCAUCCUAAAGUAGUUAAGAAUAGUUGUAUGGCUUUAACAGGGCUGGUGGAAUCGGAUGAAGAGUGUGCUUAUCGAGUUUUAACGUCUGAAGAUAAUGAAGGGCAUUGUGGGAUACCUGUAAUUAUCAAGGCGUAUAAUCAACACAAAGAUAAUGCUGAAGUCGUGGAGUCUAUGGUUAAUUUAAUUGUUCAGCUAGCUAAUUAUGAUGAUGUAAAUGCCGAGCUACGCUAUUUAUCUGUGGGACCUACUGUAUUAUCAGAAGUGUAUAAACGUUUUAAACCAACAAGGACAUCAUAUUUAUUAGGUUUAUCUUACUAA
Molecule: messenger RNA, 1873 nt
Organism: Lottia gigantea (owl limpet)
Lineage: Eukaryota; Metazoa; Mollusca; Gastropoda; Lottiidae
Exons: 17
Coding region: 14-1873 (619 amino acids)
Biological process (GO): protein phosphorylation
Molecular function (GO): ATP binding; protein serine/threonine kinase activity
Source: RefSeq, a predicted model, not a curated record